This is a messenger RNA of Mastomys coucha (southern multimammate mouse), 1270 nucleotides long. It is a transcript of the gene Cdipt, whose product is annotated as CDP-diacylglycerol--inositol 3-phosphatidyltransferase. Gene Ontology annotation, cellular component: membrane; Golgi apparatus. The coding region runs from base 758 to 1270 and encodes 170 amino acids. Gene Ontology annotation, biological process: phosphatidylinositol biosynthetic process. Gene Ontology annotation, molecular function: CDP-diacylglycerol-inositol 3-phosphatidyltransferase activity. The transcript is spliced from 5 exons. The record is from RefSeq and is a predicted model, not a curated record. Lineage: Eukaryota; Metazoa; Chordata; Mammalia; Rodentia; Muridae.
UCCCACCACCAGGGCGGCGCUAGAAGCAAGCGGCAGGCACGCCCGGAGCCUCUCUAGCCUCCUCUUCCCAGCCUGGGUCCGGGAGAGCGACCGCGGUCGCAGGCGUAGCGGGCUGGGAAGCCAUGUGGGCUGUACUAAGUCACCCAGACUCUCGGGGAGGCGCAGACUCGGGACGGAGGAAUCUCUACGCCUUACUGUUGCCUGGAGGAGUUUACGCCCUCUGUGAAAUGCAAAAUGCAGAUUCUCUCUCAGGUCUCUUCUGCUGCUCCCUUUUCAGUUUCUUCCUUGCGAUGACUCUCGAGUGUCUCCCCUCCCUCGGCGCGUUGGUACGAGCCGAAGCCAAAGGGCCGUGGCAGGAAAAGGAAGCAGGCCGGCCUUAAAGGGACCUCAGCCAUUAUUUAUUUAAUUUAUUUAUUUAUAUUUAAAAGCUGCUCUCUCCUUCUUCCGAUGUUCUUAACGUCCCCGACAGAAGAGUAGGCUCGAGGAGCCAGGCGCAGCCUGAGCUGCGGGGCCCGCUGCUGGAGACGGCAGCAGCUCCUGCCCAUCGGAAGGCCAGGUGCGUGUGAGCUGUGCCCUGGGGUGUCCUGCGCCCCGGCGCCCUGCGGGCUCUAACAACUGGGAUCGCCCGGGGGAACUGGGCCCAGGGCUCAGGUGGAGCGGCCGAUGCCCCGGACUGAAAGGUGAGACCACGCUGGUAAGGCUGGGACAAGACCUUGCACCUCCAGUCCUGGGCCGAGACGACAGGGGAGCCGCCAAGAUGCCAGAGGAAAAUAUCUUCCUGUUCGUGCCUAACCUUAUCGGUUAUGCUCGGAUUGUCUUCGCCAUCAUUUCCUUCUACUUUAUGCCCUGCUGCCCCUUCACGGCCUCCUCCUUCUAUCUACUCAGCGGACUUCUAGACGCUUUCGAUGGACACGCAGCUCGAGCCCUUAAUCAAGGAACCCGAUUCGGGGCCAUGCUCGACAUGCUGACGGACCGUUGUGCCACCAUGUGUCUCUUGGUCAACCUGGCCCUGCUAUACCCUCGAGCCACUCUUCUCUUCCAGCUCAGCAUGAGCUUGGACGUGGCCAGUCAUUGGCUGCACCUGCACAGUUCUGUGGUUCGAGGCAGUGAGAGUCACAAAAUGAUCGACCUGUCUGGGAAUCCUGUGCUUCGGAUCUACUAUACCUCUAGGCCUUGUAUUGUGUGCAGCCUGCUCUGUUCACCCUGUGUGCUGGAAAUGAACUCUUCUACUGCCUCCUGUACCUGUUCAAUUUCUCUGAGGGACCACUAG